Molecule: messenger RNA, 1248 nt
Organism: Panonychus citri (citrus red mite)
Lineage: Eukaryota; Metazoa; Arthropoda; Arachnida; Trombidiformes; Tetranychidae
Product: sex-determining region Y protein-like
Exons: 2
Coding region: 126-1073 (315 amino acids)
Biological process (GO): Notch signaling pathway; positive regulation of transcription by RNA polymerase II
Cellular component (GO): nuclear speck
Molecular function (GO): transcription coactivator activity
Source: RefSeq, a predicted model, not a curated record
AUUGUAUCGAUACAUCGAUGAGCUUUUCUAUUCUCUUUUCAGAAAUUGAGACAAUCAAAUUUGUUUUCUUUUCUUCUACUUUUAUAUUUUGUAAUUAACUUAAUUUCUUUUAUUUAAAUUCUAAAAUGUCUGAACAUGAUCGAACUGUCAACAAUCUAUCUAAUAGAAUGUCCAUUUAUCGUGAUCACCACGAAGAAAAAGCGAAAAGAUAUUUAGCUACUCAUAAUUGUUUGCUUGAGAAACAACGACAAGAAACUCUGUUACUACAGCAACAGAUAUCCAAUAAAGAGAGUAAGAAAAAGUCAAAUAAAACUGGCCCAAGAUCUGGUUCUCGGUCUGUCAAGAAACUUGGUACUGUCAAUUCUGUCCAACAACAGCAAUCUUUCAUUCCUGAGAAGGUCAAGCUAGAAGAGGAAGAUCGUUCGUCUGGUAUAACAUUGACACCAACUCAUCAUCUUCCAAACUCAAACUUUAUCAACACACAAUACCAAUCACCAGAACCACAACAAUGCCAACAGCAAAUGACUAAUGCCCAUCACUCUCAUCAUCUUCAACCACAACAACUACCAAUUCAACAACUAGAGCAAUCUAAUUCGCAACCUCUCCAUUAUCAGCAAUUUCAUAACUUCCAUAAUCAAUAUUCUCAAUCUCAUCAACAUCCUAGUCCAGAUUCUCAGUAUAAUCGAUCACCACAACCACAACCACAGCCACAAACUCACCAGUUUCAAGCUCAUCCCAAUAUUUAUAAUCAUCAUAAUCAUCAUUAUGCACAAUCUCUCCAACCUCACCAAUCUCAUCAACUACAUCAUCCACAACAACAAACAUCUCAACUACAACCGCAACAUCAUUUACAACAACAUGUUCAACAUGCAAAUCCAGAGAUCCAGUAUCAAAAACCAAUCAACCAAGGCAACUAUUAUUCACAAGAAUUCAAGGAAUUGAAAGACGAAGAUCUUGCUUGUCUCGAUAACUUCAAUUCAGCUGAGCUUCCAUUAUCUGAAUUUGCUCAAACAUAUGAGCAAGAAAUUUUCUUAGAUCCAAAUUUUAUCGAGAGAUUUCUCGAUAAUAUCUAAAUCUACAGAUCUGAUUAAGAUCUUAAAUCUAUAUUAUCGAAAAAAAGCAAAAAUCUAUCCUAUCUUGACUUUUUUUCGCUCAUUUCGUGAUUUGAUCUCCAUCAAUUAAGAUUUAAAGACAUCUAAUAUAAAGAGUCACAUUGAAGAUUAUAAAUAAAAACUUGAACCAAACAAA